Mustela erminea (ermine) is the source of this 1845-nucleotide messenger RNA. It is a transcript of the gene EBI3, whose product is annotated as Epstein-Barr virus induced 3. Lineage: Eukaryota; Metazoa; Chordata; Mammalia; Carnivora; Mustelidae. Gene Ontology annotation, biological process: cytokine-mediated signaling pathway. The record is from RefSeq and is a predicted model, not a curated record. Gene Ontology annotation, cellular component: external side of plasma membrane; membrane. Gene Ontology annotation, molecular function: protein binding; cytokine receptor activity. Bases 1025 to 1699 code for a protein of 224 amino acids. The transcript has 5 exons.
UCGCACAUCCACAGCUCAGGCCCCGGAAUGAGGGCUCUGUUCAUGUCGUAGAAAGUCAGAACGGGCGACCCGAAGUCCGUGAGGAGCAAACCGUCCCGUGGCUAAGGGAAGACGGCAUCCAAGUCUGCACCCCCUGAGUCACUUUCCUCGCCCUAAAUCCAGCCCUGCCGGGAGUCUCCCACUCCCAGCCUCCCUGCCCUUGGGCAAGUCCCCUGAAAUCCCCUGGGGCUGCUUGGCUCUUUCCAGCUGGGGUGGGGGAGGUGGGAAUGUGGCCCUUCCCCGGGGUUUCCUUGAGUGUCCAGGGAAAGCACGGCAUCUGGAGGGGCUCAGCCUGUCCCUUGGCGUCCCUGUGGCUCAGAGAAGGUCCCACAGGUGGGGCUGCUUCCCCAGGGCCCUGUAUGUCUCUGUCUCUGUGGCCUGGAGUGUGGAGUGCUGGCCAGGGUGGGUCCCCACCCCUGCGGCCACCGGGCGGUGAGUAAAGGGGUGAUUUUUGUGUCCUGCCUGCGCCUCUCUUCAAACUGUGUCUCUCUGUCUCUUUGUCUCUCUUCCGUUUCUGCUGCUGGCUCCCAGGCUCCCGUCUCUGUCUCUGUCCCCCUUCCUCUGUGUCGCUGUGUCGCUACCGCACUCGUCUUGCUCAUCCUUCACCCUGUCCUCUCCCCCCUCCCGGGGUUUCCCCCGUCCUUGUCCUCCUGCAGCCGGAAGGAAGGACUUACAGUCAGACUGUUGUGGGAAAGGCCACGGGGACGCCACUUCUCUCUUUCGAGGCCUCCUCUCCCACCCCCGUCCCCAGGGUCCCCAGAACCCUGCGCCCAGCCACGACAGGUGAAGGGACCAGGGCUCCUUGGCCGCCCCCGCUCAGCUCUCCGCCGGCUCCGCAAACCGGCCAGGGAGUCAGACCCCGGCAAGGGGAAGUGGAGGCUUUGACCCGGCGGGGGCUGUGCUUCCCCCUCGGGUGGGACCCGCGUUCCCCUGGCUCCCCGAGGAGCUCCCUGCCCCAGCUCCUGACAGCACAGCCCGUGGACUCAUGGUCUCAAGACUUCUGGUGCUCGCCCUCUGGGUGGGCGGCUUACCCUGCAGUGGGAGAGAAGCAGUGCCCCCCCAGCCCAGGGUGAGGUGCCGGGCCUCUAGGUACCCAGUCGCUGUGGAUUGCUCCUGGACCCUGCCGCCCGCUCCGCACUCCGCCGCGCCCACGUCCUUCAUUGCCACGUACAGGCUUGGCGUGGCUGCCCACGGGGAGAGCAGGCCCUGCCUCCAGCCGACCCCUGAAGCCACCAGCUGCAUCAUCCCGGACGUCCAGAUGUUCUCCAUGGUGCCUUAUAUACUCAACGUCACGACGCUUCAGCCCUGGCCCAGCAGCAGCUUUGUGCCCUUCGUUCCAGAGCAUAUCAUUAAACCGGACCCUCCAGAAGGCGUCCGCCUGAGCCCCCUCCCCGGGCAGCGGCUGUGGGUGCAGUGGGAACCCCCCCGGUCCUGGCCCUUCCCGGAGAUCUUCGCACUCAAGUACAGAAUCCGGUAUAAGCAUCACAGAUCGCCCCGCUUCCGCCAGGUAGGGCCUAUUGAAGCCACAUCCUUCACCCUUAGGGUUGUGAGACCCCAAGCCAGGUACUGCAUCCAGGUGGCUGCUCAGGACCUUACCGACUACGGGGAAAUGAGUGACUGGAGUCUCCCUGCUGCUGCCUCCAAGCCCAUGGGCAAAUAGUGGGGCUUCCCAGCCCCCACCCCGCCCAGAAGACGGGCUGAGUCCUUGAUGUCCGCCCCCAACUGCCACCCACUCAAGAACGGAUGGGACCCAACCGGCCUGGGUUCGCUGCUGCCGGGUUGCUGGGCAACUUUCAACAAAUGACU